Molecule: messenger RNA, 336 nt
Organism: Neltuma alba
Lineage: Eukaryota; Viridiplantae; Streptophyta; Magnoliopsida; Fabales; Fabaceae
Product: 1-aminocyclopropane-1-carboxylate oxidase-like
Exons: 2
Coding region: 1-336 (111 amino acids)
Source: RefSeq, a predicted model, not a curated record
AUGGCGAACUUCCCAGUAAUCAACUUGGAGAAGCUUAAUGGUGAAGAGAGACAGGCCACUAUGGAGAAAAUUAAUGACGCUUGUGAGAAUUGGGAAUUUUUUGAGUUGGUGAACCACGGGAUAGCCAAUGAACUUUUGGACACAGUGGAGAGGUUAACAAAAGAGCAUUAUAGGAAAUGCAUGGAGCAAAGGUUCAAAGAAUUUGUGGCAAGCAAAGCAUUAGAAGGUGUUGGAGCUGAAGUUAAGGACAUGGAUUGGGAAAGCACAUUCUUCUUGCGUCACUUGCCUGACUCAAAUUUGUCUGAAAUCUCAAAUCUUACUGAAGAAUACAUGUGA